AGUUUGAAAUUAUCUAGCAUACUAGAUUUCAUAUUUAUAAACUUAACAAAUAAAUUGCGAUCCCCUUACUUUCUUUUCUCGAAUUUCUUUUUGAAGAUGAUUUCUUAUAAAUAAGCAUAUAUGGUGUCUUCUCUCUUUCAUCUUUCAGAGAGAGAACAGUAUGGAAGAACUGCUACCACACGACAUAAUAGAGAGUAUUCUAGAGAGACUUGACGUAAAAACCCUCCUCAAGUUCACGACGGUUUCAAAGCAAUGGAAAUCAACUAUCAUCCGAUGCCGUUCUUUCCAAACAAGACAAAUGCUCCAUCGCAAGCAAUCAGGAAAAACAGAUGUUGUUUUGGUAUACGAUGGUUAUACUUAUUAUUAUGAUAGUAGUCCUAGAAUUGAAGUUCUGAGAACGUUGGUGGUGGGGUCAACAGUUUCUGUCAAAAUCCCUACAAAUUGGGAAAAAAAGUUUUACCUAAUUUGCAACACCAGCUGUGACGGUUUGAUAUGCCUCUCCGAUCGUUAUGAUUCGAGUAUUGUGGUUAAUCCCACCACUCGUUGGCAUCGAACUAUUCCUCCAUGCAACUAUCAACUUGAGGCUUUCUGGAGGAAGAUCAGACAACCUUCUCUUGGAUUUGGUAAAGACAAGAUCAAAGGGACAUACAAGGCAGUUUGGUUAUACAAUUCUGUUGAAUUUGGUCUAAAAAACAAAAGCAUUACUACUUGUGAAGUUUUUGAUUUUACCACAAAUGCUUGGAGGUAUGUUGUCCCUGCUUCUCCCUAUCUGAUUCAUGAAAAACAAGGUCCUGUGUAUUGUGAUGGGUCACUUCAUUGGCUCACUGCGGGUGGGGAAACCAAUGUUUUGUCUUUGGAUCUUCACACCGAAAUUUUUCAAGUCAUUCCUCAACCUCCUUUUCUCCACGACUCGUACCACGGCUUGUACACACCGAAUCUUGCCAUGUGCAGUCUUGAUGAUCGUUUGUGCUUGUCUGAUAGAAUUGGGCCAGAGCAAGUAAUGUGGUCGUUUGAUUCAGAAGACAAGACAUGGAAUAAAAUAUAUUCAGUAGAUCAAAGAACCUAUGCUUGGAGUAGGAAUAACAUGUGGAAGAAACUCACACCAUUAUCAGUUUUGGGGAAGGACAAGUUACUGUUUUACGAUGGUGAAUCUUCGGAUGGACCAUUGGUGGCAUUUGAUCUCAGAACUAAAUAUUAUGACAUAGCUUACAAAUGUAAACUCGAAGCAUACAAUGUUCUUUGUUAUGUCCCGAGUUUAAUCUCUAUUUUGUAAACCUCUCGAGAACCAUGUUGCUUUUUAAGCCAUUGUU
Raphanus sativus (radish) is the source of this 1310-nucleotide messenger RNA. RefSeq names its product F-box protein At5g10340-like. Bases 161 to 1273 code for a protein of 370 amino acids. NCBI's taxonomy places the organism in Eukaryota, Viridiplantae, Streptophyta, Magnoliopsida, Brassicales, Brassicaceae. The transcript has a single exon. Gene Ontology annotation, molecular function: protein binding. The record is from RefSeq and is a predicted model, not a curated record.